GGGGGGGCAGCGCGGCGCGGCCGGUUCCAUCGGCGCGGCGGGCGCGGGGGCGCCAUGAGGCGGGGCUGAGGCCGGAGCGGGAGCGGCACCGGGACUGGCACCGGCACCGGGACGGACACGGAGCCCGGCGGGCCCGGCCGCCGCGCCAUGCGAGCGGGCUGAGGGGCGGGCAGCGCCGGGGCACGGCACCGAGCGCCGGGGGCGCGCCUCCCGAAGAAUUGAAGGUGCUGGUGUCUUGCCCUGCCUGGAGCCUGAGGUCCCGUGUGCCCAUCCGCCUCCCGACGUCACCAAUGCGACCAUGGGAACUGGCAGUGAAUAGGCGGCCGCCCUCUGCCCCUUUUGCCCAGCGCCGUUUCUCGGGGGGACCCUGCAGCAGCCCCGACCACCUCCGGCGAAGCCCCUCUGCCAGGCGUCAGUGGGGACGACGCGAUCGACCUCUGGCAACCCUGCUGGGCCAGGAUGAGCCCCAGGUGCACCCUGCCUUCCCCCAGCAGCCGCACAUCCCUGUAGAUGAGCCCCGCGCCUACGCUCUUCCCAGCACGCCGCCACGAAUGCUUCACCCAGCCGCUCACCCACCCCACCAGAACCCAUUCAUGGUGGAUCUGCAUGACCAGGUGCACCAGGGACCUGUCCCUCUCUCCUACACGGUUACCACCGUAACGACGCAAGGCUUCCCCAUCCACGCUGGCCAGCACAUCCCUGGGUGCAGCACCCAGCAGCUCCCAGCAUGCUCAGUGAUGUUCAGCGGACAGCACUACCCGCUCUGCUGCCUCCCACCCCCGCUGAUUCAGGCAUGUGCCAUGCAACAACUUCCCGUCUCCUAUCAGACAUUCCCCCCCAUCAUCUCCAGCGACCAUUACAUCCUGCACCCACCCCCGCCACCAGUGCCCCCCCACCAGCCGCCCCACAUGGCCCCCCUGGGGCAGUUCGUACCUCUCCAAGCCCAGCAUCCACGUAUGCCUCUGCAGAGGAUAGACAAUGACGUGGACCUGCGAGGGGAGCAGCACCCCAUCGCAGGCUUCACUUACCCUCCGUCUCACCACGCUCCCACGCUGUCGCCCUCCAUGCCGCUGCAUUACCUCCCCCACGACCCGCUGCACCAAGAACUGCCAUUUGGCGUGCCAUACCCCCAUAUGAUGCCCCGGCGGCUGAACACCCAGCGGUACCGGCUGCAACAGGCGCUGCCCCCACCGCCGCCCCCUCCGCCGCCUCCUCCCUACUAUCCGAGCUUCCUGCCCUAUUUCCUUUCUAUGCUUCCUGUGUCGCCAACGGCCGUGGGCCCCACGAUCAGCUUAGACCUGGACGUGGAUGAUGUGGAGAUGGAGAAUUAUGAGGCACUGCUGAACUUGGCCGAGCGGCUGGGGGAGGCCAAGCCACGGGGACUCACCAAAGCAGACAUCGAGCACCUCCCGUCAUACCGCUUCAACCCCGAGAGCCACCAGUCUGAGCAGACCCUGUGCGUCGUGUGCUUCAGUGACUUUGAGGCCCGGCAGCUUCUCCGCGUCCUGCCCUGCAACCACGAGUUCCACGCCAAGUGUGUCGACAAAUGGUUAAAGGCAAACCGCACGUGCCCGAUCUGCCGGGCGGACGCGUCGGAGGUGCAGCGGGAGGCGGACUGAGGCUGGCGGGCGCUGUGCCGCACAAUUCGCUAGAGGACAAGGACGCCGGGCUGGGGCGGGGGCUGCUGCCCGCUGCUAGGGCCUGACCCUGCGCUUACCCCCCCUCCCCAAAGCCUCUCCUCGGAUGUGGUGAGCAUUGAGCAGUCUGGGCUCCCGGCCAGCCCUCCUCCUCCCCGCCGGGGCACGGACUCAGCCGGACGCCUGCCCGCUGCGCUCCCAGGGCCCCGAAUCGUGUUGUGCUGGAGGCGGGAGGUGCGUGGCCGUGCCCUCUGCGCUCCAAAGACGCUGUUGUUGCUCCAUCACUUUCCAGGUCUUUGUACUCUCCUAGGGAAUUAGUGGUUUUUCCCUUUGUCACUAUUUUUUUUUUUUUUUUUUACGAUAGUUUUUUUCCCCCCUUGUUUCCUUUUCAUUUCCGUCAUGUUUUUGGUUCCUUGGCCGUUUGCCCUAGGGGCACGCAGGCGGCUCCUCCCUUCAGCGUUGCUCUCGGAGGACGUGGGGAGGAGAGAGGAGGGAGCGCUGCGGGUUUGAUGCCGGCAGCACCCCGGCCCCGGGGACAGCCGGAGGAGGUGGCUGGCGGAGUGUGGCCAAGGUGGGACACCAGCAACCCCGCGGCGUGGCUGGGGCAGAAAGGCAGGAACACAGGAAUGCCUCUGUCCCCGCUCCUGUGCACAGCCUGGCACGACCUCUCUCCUGCCUCGGCUGCCCUGGGGAGCCCCAGAGGGCUAUGGCUGCUUGGGUCUUUCACCAGUGGGAGGAUGGUACUGGCACAGCCCUGGCCCCCUCUCCCUGUUCAUUCCCCUGUGCCUGGCCAGUGCAGCUCCCGGGGCCAGGCCAUGUGGCAUCCCACAAGGCAGCCAAGCUUGAGGAGGGGAUACCAACCCCAUCCCUAGGGCUUUGGGCAUGUGGUGUCCCCGGUGUGCUGCCCGGCCCCCGGCUCCUGCUCGUAUCUCUGUCCCGACGAUGUAAAUCAAGGUAGCCCCGUGCCCCGUCCUGCUGGCUGGACGGCGCGGUUUCCCCGCCGUGGGCAGCGAGGGGCCGGCUGGGCUGCGGCCCCCAGAGCGGGGGGGUUUUAUUCCUAACUUCGUGGAGUAUUUUCAGUGCUACCCUGGCCUUGGCCCGGCUGGUGCGGGGGAAGCUGUGAGCAGUCCCCUUGCCACCGUUUUCCCCCUGCCCUUGCAGGCGCUGGGGGAGAAGCCGCCACGCCGCCGCCCGGCUCCAUCAAUCCCGCGUGGCCGUUGUUUUGCAUGAUUAAUUAGCGAGGAGGGUGACGGGAGGCGGUGGCAGGGGUGGUGGUGAGAGCACCGCCCUCCCCUCCCGGCGCGUCGCUGACGCCUGGGAGCUUCCGAGCGGACGCCAGCCCUAUGUAAAUGUUCACAAAUAUGCAUGCAUGUCUGACCAGCUUGGAACGUGGUCUUGGCUACGUCUAGCCGGCUGUGGGGUGAGGGGGGUGGGGAGAGGGGUUUUUGUGCUCAGCUGAUACUGCCAUGCACUGUACUGCACAUGUCCGCAACGCCACAGCAGGACCGUGAGACUUUCAGGGCCGUCCCGCGGGGUCCGCGCCCGCGGCGGCGGCGUGUGCAAGGGACCGGGGUGGGCGGG
Pyrgilauda ruficollis (rufous-necked snowfinch) is the source of this 3218-nucleotide messenger RNA. It is a transcript of the gene RNF44, whose product is annotated as ring finger protein 44. Bases 291 to 1619 code for a protein of 442 amino acids. Lineage: Eukaryota; Metazoa; Chordata; Aves; Passeriformes; Passeridae. The record is from RefSeq and is a predicted model, not a curated record. The transcript has 11 exons.